Linum trigynum is the source of this 2037-nucleotide messenger RNA. The record is from the annotation of a GenBank genome assembly. NCBI's taxonomy places the organism in Eukaryota, Viridiplantae, Streptophyta, Magnoliopsida, Malpighiales, Linaceae.
AUGGAACACACGCUGCUCUGUAAUCUCGCCGUCCCACGCAAAUCUGGUGUGGCACUUCGCCUGCGCCUGCUCCAUAUGUGGCCUGCAAAGUCUCCCAGUGAUGUUAGGGUUUUCAACUACUGCACACUCUGGGUGGACGAAACGGGAACAUUGAUUCAAGGCCUCUCACCUCCUUCCAUGGCUGCUGCCAUUCCCCAUUCCUUACAUGCUAGGAAGAUAUAUGUCGUCAAGUCUUUUGGUCUUGGCAACCCGCCAAAUUUAUAUCGGGCAUGUUCUUUUGACUUAUCUCUGGGUGUCACACCGGCGACUUCGUUUCAGGAGUGUGCUCUUCCUUCCCAGAGUUUUCCGGUCGAUUCUUUUGAGUUUCUGCCGUUCGAGUCCCUGUCUACACGUGCUGGCGAUCAUCGUUUCUUGACAGACAUUGUUGGCCGUUUGCACUCAAUCAGUGGCGUUUCUCACAAGAUCACAAAUAAUGGGCCAACAGUUAAGCAGACGGUUGUCGUGGAGGAUGAAAGUGGGGAGAAGGCGACGGUGACUCUGUGGGAUGAAUUCUCACAAAUCCUGGAUCAUGUGGCCUUGACUCAGGCAGAUGCGAUUGAGACGGUGAUUCUUGCGUUUGGCGGCCUUUUGGUCAACAAGUUAGGGAAUGCUUAUGUCCUAUCCAGUUCAGCUGCCACAAGAAUUGCUGUCAAUCCUUCAGUACCGAAAGCAUAUCAUCUGGUCGCCAGGUUUGCGGAGAGGCGUGAGGGUGUUUGUUCCUUGCCUGUUGAGUUUGCAACUGCUGUUGCAGCUGCAGAGGAUGCAACUCGACAAACAAAGACCCUAGCACAACUCAGAGCCCUUUCUCAGACAAAUGCUUCGCUGGAAGAAAGACAUCGUUGCAGUGGUGUGAUAGUGGAUGUUGAGGAGAACAUCCCUUGGUAUUACAACUCUUGCCGCAUCUGUAAUCAUGUUGCUUCGCGCCGCCGUGACAACACUUUUUGGUGCCCAACAGACUGGCAGUUAAGUGAGGAUCAAACUCGAAUUUGUUACAAGAUCCAGCUGACUCUUAGGGACAAUACUUCUGAUGCUCGAUUCAUUGCAAUGGGUGGUUGCGGGCAUGCUUUGGCGAAUAUUUCAGCCGCGUACCUUGCUCAGCGGUUUCCAUAUCGCCCAGGACAACUUCCACCUCAACUUCAGCAACUGCGAGGCCAGUAUGUCCAGUUUGACUGCAGACUGCCGCUUCCAGGGCCGGCUGGCCUUUCAUCCGGAGAAUUUCGCGUUUCUCAAGUGGUUCCGAUUAACGAUCCUAUUGUGGUUGCUGGAUUGAUUGAGCACCCUCCUCAGUUGGCUCUGCCAGCUCCUAUACAGAUUGUGCCGCAGGCUACGCCUUCUGUGUCGUUGGGAGUUCAAUCCUCAGAGCCAUAUGAUAUUGGAGCGAGUUCCUCAAGGCUUUCACGUGAGGAAAAGGGUAAAGGCAAAUGUGUGGACUCACCAUUAAUUGAAGCUUCAACACCUGCUUUCUGUAUUGGCUCCCAGCCAAUUCCUGCGUCUAGUGUUUUUGACAGUGCUCUUGCCGAUGCAACUGGUCAUCUCCAAGUUCAGUUGCCACAGAAUUUACAGCCUGCUCCACCUCCUGUCGCGCCAGCUGAUGAGGCAGUGCUUGCAGUUGCCUUGCCUGCUACAUCUGCUCUGCCUCAGCAAGGAAGUGUUGCAGUUGGUGCGAUAGACUCGCCAAAUUCAGGACAGCUUCUUGCGCCUGGGAAUUCUGCAGAAACAAGGGAUGUCAACCCUCCUUUGGGUGGUGUGUCUGUGAAGGUUCUUAAGACUGAUUCUGCCUCUUCCCCUGGGAAGGUUCCUGCAUCUGUGCCAACCUCACCUUCAGCUUCCCUGUUUCUCUCUCCACCGGCAAAGAUCAAGGUUGAAAAGCUAGAUGACAAUGAGAGGUCUACUCCAGAAAGUUGUGGUUCACAGAAACCAUUUAACAUUGGGAUCGGCGGGGACUCCUUAGAGGUCUCCAAGAAAACAUCUUCUAAACGUAGUCUGUUCAAGGGAUGA